Molecule: messenger RNA, 1781 nt
Organism: Phlebotomus argentipes
Lineage: Eukaryota; Metazoa; Arthropoda; Insecta; Diptera; Psychodidae
Gene: Nt5c
Product: 5'-nucleotidase domain-containing protein 3
Exons: 3
Coding region: 75-1568 (497 amino acids)
Molecular function (GO): 5'-nucleotidase activity
Source: RefSeq, a predicted model, not a curated record
CGGGCAAUUCCAGUGGAAAGCGCACUGGCAGGCCAGUGCAGUAGAAGCCAGACCACGCAUAACAAGUGGGCAGGAUGUUUAUCCGCUCUCUGAGUCGCUCCCUGGGUAGAUUUCGUGUGUCAGGACGCCAGUUCACUUCCGCCUCCUUCUACGACGACCUGUACGAGAAGACGAAGCUGAAGUACAAAUCCAAGAAGUUACCGAAAGACGUGAAUUUGCAAGGAGUUUUCGCGUGCAAUGAACUGGAUUUGGGCGAAGUGCAAGUCUACGGAUUUGACUAUGAUUACACUCUGGCGUGCUAUAAACCGUCACUCGACUACCUUCUCUAUGACCUGGGCCGGGGGCGACUCAUUGACGAGUACAAGUAUCCUGAAGGAAUCUCCAGUCUUCCCUACCGACCGGACUUCACUAUCCGCGGACUGCACUAUGAUAUCGAACAGGGACUCCUGAUGAAACUCGACUCCUUCCUGCAGAUCCAGCUGGGCACGGUGUAUCGCGGAUUGACAGCACUCUCGGAUGCCGAUGUGCUGAAGAUCUACAAGAACCGCAUUCUCUCCAUUGCGUACGUGGAGGGCAAUUCGAAGCUCACGGACAGUCGGCCGAAGAUGAUGCAGCUGGCGGAUCUGUUCUCAGUGCCAGAGAUGUGCCUUCUGUGCAACGUGGCGGAGUAUUUCGAGCGCAACCACAUUGAUUACCAUCCGGAGAUUCUCUUCCGCGACGUGAAGAACUCCAUCCGAGUGUCGCACGGCGUGAUGCACGGCAUUGUGAUGAAGAACAUUGAGGAGUACGUUGAGUCCAACGGACAAUUGGCGACUUUCUUCGAGCGCCUCGUGAACGCGGGCAAAAGGCUCUUCCUGGUCACGAACAGUCCCUUCCAGUUCGUCAACACGGGCAUGAAGGCGCUCAUGGGGCCGCAAUGGAAGGAUCUCUUCGACGUGGUGAUCGUGCAAGCGAGGAAGCCACGAUUCUUCACGGACACCACACGCCCCUUCCGGCUGCUGGACGAGAAGACGGGCACCCACUUGUGGGACCGCGUGUCGCGCCUGGAGAAGGGACGCGUGUACUACGAGGGCACGGUGCAACAGCUGCAGGAGUUGACGGGCUGGAAGGGCCACCAGGUGCUCUACUUCGGCGAUCAUCCGUACAGCGAUCUGGCGGACGUGACGCUGGAGCACGGCUGGCGCACAGGCGCCAUCAUCAGCGAGCUGAGCCACGAGAUUGAGACGCUCAACAAUCCGGACUUCAAGCAAAACGCCAACUGGCUGCAAAUGCUGACGCAGCUGAUCGAGGAUCAUCAGGAUCGCGAGACGCCUGAGGCGAAGAAGGCUCUGAGGCGAUGGAUGGACGAGCGAGAUCAUCUGCGGAAUGACAUCAAGGUGAUCUUCAACAAGCAGUUCGGCUCCGUCUUCCGCACCUACAACAAUCCCACGUACUUCUCGCGCAGGCUCUUCCGCUUCUCCGACAUCUACACGUCCAACGUGACGAAUCUCCUGCAGUACGGUGUGGAUCACACGUUUUAUCCGCGCCGCGGAGUGAUGCCGCACGAGUAUAUCUCAUAUUUUAUGUGAAGAGGCCAUCAAAGGCCGGCAAAGUAUAGCUCUCUAUGUUCAAGUGACUUCCGGACAAUAAUUGCCAAAUUGCUUUAUUUUUGAUAGCGAAUUUUAUGUAGCUGUUCUCGCCUUGCAUGAGAUUUUUUUCGAGUAUUUUGCUAUAGUAUUUUUUCCGCGAAUAAAGUGCAAAUUGUAUAGAUGCCAUGAUAUAAUAUGAUGAUAAUUUUAGAC